AUGGCUGACGAUCUGAUCAAGCCUUGGCUGAGAGAAAGAUUUCAAACUGUAACUUUGCCAAGAAACUUGAAGCAAAGCAUAUCGGAGAUCUUGAAGAUUGAUGACCAUCUGGAAGGAACUAGUCAAGAGGUUCACAGAACACGCAAAACUUGCAGCUAUUGCCCUGCAAAAAAACGUCGUAUGACGACUACCUUCUGCAAGGUCUGCAAAAAAGCAAUUUGCAGGGAGCAUAUUGUUGCUAUGUGCAAUCAUUGUUCUAUGUAG
Molecule: messenger RNA, 264 nt
Organism: Arctia plantaginis
Lineage: Eukaryota; Metazoa; Arthropoda; Insecta; Lepidoptera; Erebidae
Source: the annotation of a GenBank genome assembly